CCUUUGGUGACUCUGUGCCCCGGAGACAGGGCGGACACCACACGUGCUAAACUCACAGGUCCAGAGGCGGCAGCCAUUGCUCACAGGGAGUGGUUUUCGAGGGUAGCCAAGGCUGGACUGACCGGGUGCAACUCCUUUCUUGUCAGAAGUGCAUGCCCUGUAGGUUCUGGAGGAAGUGCCCUGUGCACUGGACCUCUUCUGGUUCACUACAACCCUGUUCGGUACCAAGGCUAACCUCCCACCAUCACCAGGGUGGCUAUGCCUAUGCAGACCCGAGGCCAGCCGUGACAGUGCUCAUGUUCAGUACCAGAGAGCUAUGAAUUGUCCGCCAAGGAACUGGAAAUCCAGGGUUUGCGGUGUCCUGGCUCUGAUUCAGGUUACAGCACAGAUGAACAGAGAGGCUGCGGCAAAGUUCAAAAGGUGUCAGAAGUUGGUUGAGACUCUGUGCCGAUAAGAGUAUGAAGCAGACCUGUGCCAACAGGAUAACCGGGAAACGCAGCCCUCGGCGUCCUGGUUGCCGCAGCAACACUCAUGGGCUUGUUUGGUGUGUGGUCUCCACAAUCAAGGUGGGGCAGUUGGGCGCCCAGGAGCAAGUAAAUUCAACAGGGCAGAACCAGCACAGUGAGUGGCCCCAGGUACUGCACACGGGUGUGGGGAGGCACAAGGAGGAGACGUGCUGAGGAGUCCAGGCACUGCUUCUCUGAGGGGCUGUGCUCUCUCACCCGGGAUGAGCUCCACCUCCAGCAACCCUGAAGACGGGGAUGCCACUGAGCAGUCUCAGCUGGGGCUGGCCACCGUGAUCCAGAAGCUGGAAGACACCAUCCUGAGCCCCAUGGCCAGCAGGGAGGACCGGGCACUGACUGUCCGUGGAGAAAGCCAGCGGGCCUUACCCACCCCUGUGCCAGCCCGAAUCCGAGAGAUCGUGUCAAGCAGCCUGGUGGAAGAGCCACUCUCAGGGCUGCGGGAGCUGCCAGCUACUCCAACCCAUACACAGGAGGAGAGUGAACUCCUGCAAGAGGAGCUGGCCCUGUUGGAGGACCUGUUGGCUCAGGCAGAUGCUGAGCGGGAGGAACUGGUUAGCAGGUGUCACAUGGUCAGCCAGAGGCUGCAGGCCCGCCUGGAUACCACUGAAGCCCGGCUUCGGAAGUCAGAGCUGGAGCAUAGCAUGGACUUGGAGGAGGCCCUUAGCCGGCUGGAGGCCUCACAGCAGAGGAGCAUGGGCCUCUCCCAAGUAAACACCCUCCUGCGGGGACAGCUGGGGCACAUGCAGAAGGCCAAUGACACACUGGCAAGGGAGCUGGCCAGAACAACACACAGCUUGCUCCGCCUGCAAGGCAAGCUGGAGCGGCGGGAGUCCCAAAGGUUGGGCCUGAGACAGCCUCAAGACAUCCUCUCCCUGUGGAGACAAGCCAAAGCUCUGCAGACACACCUGGCUGAGCUCCGGGCAUCCACUGAGAGGGGUCUCGCUGACGUUCAGGCGGACAUGGCCCAGACGGCCCAACGCUUGAACGUGGCCUGCCUGAGUCUCGACUCCCACCUGCAGCUGACAGCCAGCAGCAUGACCCGUGACCUGGAGCAGCGGUUGAGGGAGCAGUCCAGGGAAAUGCUGCAAAUGCAGGGCCACUGGGCGGCUGAGAAGGUGGCGCUACAAGCCAGACUUUCAGAGCAGACACUGUUGGUAGAGAAGCUCUCUAAGCAGAAGGAAGAAGGAGAGAGAUCCAUCUUGACACUCAAGGCGGACAUCCAGAGACUGAAAUCCCAGCGCAGUGGGGGCCAAGUGGUGGUAGAUGAACUGACGGAUGAGGUUGAAGCCCUGCACCGUGUCCUGGCCAGCAUCAAGGAGGUGGCCCAGUCAGAUGCAUUGUGUCCAGAGCUGACCUGGAGCAGCAGCAGUGAAGUCAGGGAGGUGCAGGGAAGACUGAGAAGCCCCCCUCGUCCUGUGCCACCUCACCGGCAUAUGUCCCCAACACUGAGCGGUUCUCCAGGCCGCCUGGAUUCUGCACUUCAGGCUGUGCAAGCCACCAUUGAGAGGCGGCAGCAGAGGGAGCAGGAGCUGCGUCUGAGGCUGGAGUCCUCCCAGGAGGAGGCAGCCAGGCUGCGGGAGCAGCUGUCUGGGUACCGGCAGGAGCUGCGGGCCUCCCAGAGACUUCUGCAGGAUAGGGCACAGGAGCACGAGGAUCUCCUGGGCCAGCUAGAGGCGCAAAGGCAGGAGGCACAGCACUGCCAGUCAUCUAUCCAUCUCCUGGAAAGGGAGAAAGCCGCCCUGGAGACGACAAUGAAGGAGCUAAGAGCAAAGGCAGACAUUCGGGAGGCAGAGACACAGAAGCUGGAGGUCACAAAUGCAGAGCUGCGGAGAAGCCUCUUGCUGCGGGCAGAGCAGAAAGCCGAGCUGACCCAGCGGAGUGAACAGAGCCUGCGCCAGCUGGAGGCCAGUCAGGGUCGCCUGGAACAGCUGGAAGAGAAGGUCUCUGGGCUCAGGAAGGAGCUGGCCACAGCCUGGGAGGCACUAAGCUCAAUGCAGCUGCAGAGGGACAUCGUGGAGUCUGAAAGGGAGAGCCUGCGUGAUGCCCUGGCCCGGGCUGAAUCUAGCAAUGCUGAUUUGGAACUCAUGGUGGCACGGCUGAAGUCAGAAGGCAUAGAACAUCAGGACUCACUGGCCAAGAUGACUACUUUGGUGGAAGGGCUUUCCCAGGACAAAGACACCCUAAACCAUCUGGUACUUCAGCUGGAGCAGGAGCGGGACCAGCUUCGGGAGCAGCAGAAGAUUCUGGAACAGGAGCAAGCUGAUGUCAGAGAGCAGAUGGCACAGACAGAGCAGCAGCUAGGCCUCCUUAGGGCUGAGCGGAGAAGUCUGCAGGAGACUUGCGGGCACCUGGAGCAAAAGCAGGGACAUCUAGAGGGGCAGGUGGCCCUGCUCGGGCAGGAGAGUGCCCAGCUUCGGGAGCAGGUGGACCAGGUCACCUGCAAGAAACAGGCCCUGGAGAAGCAGCUGGCACAGAGCCUGCAGGAUCAGGAGGCUCAGAUGGACGUUCUGCAAGAAGCUCUCCACAAGAAGAACACUCUUUCGGAGGAGCAGGCCCAACUACUGGCUAAGCAGGAAGCCCUGGAAAGACAUAGUGAGCUUGUGACUAAGGAGGCAGCCGAUCUGAGGGUCGAGAGGGACUCUCUGGAGAACAGUCUCUUUGAGGCUCAGCAGCUGGUAACACAGCUGCAGGCCCAGCAGGAGCAGCUAGAAGGAGAGGCCCAGGCUGCUCGGCUGGCUCGCAGGGCUUUGCAAGUGGAAAUGGAGCGGCUGAGAGGUGACUGGGAAGUUCGAGAGACAAAGCUGCAGCAGGAUCUGGGACAGCUGCAGCAGCAGGCUGCACAGCAGGAGCAGGAGGCACGGCUGGCCUUGGAGCGCCAGGGACUGGCCCACAGAGAGGACCUGGCACGGCUGCAGAGGGAGAAGGAUACCCUCAGUUUAUCCCUGGCAGAGGAGAAAGAGGUGGCUGCCCAGUGGAUGGAACGGCAAAAGGAACUGGUGACAAGAAGUACAGCUGAGAGGGAGGCUCUGGAGGGAGAAAUUCAGAGCCUGAAGCAGGAGCGGGAUGAGAGCCUCCUCCAGCUGGAGCAUGAGAUGCAGCAGGCGAUGUCUCUGAAGGAAGCAGAGAAGAGCCUGCUGAGCAAGGAGCUCUCUGGGGCUAACAGAGAGCUGGAACGGACCCGCCAGGAGGCCCAGCACCAGCAAGCGCAAGCUGAGGCCACCAUCACCUCCAUGACGGAAGAGCUCAGGACUCUCCAGGUCCAGUUUGAGGAGGCUAUCUCCACCCACCAGAGAGAAGCCGAAACUCUGAGAGAAAAGCUCCGGGAGACAGCAGCCGAGCGGAGCAGUGUGAGGAGAGAGUCUGAGGGGCUACAGGCCCAGCUGAACAUGGCCCAUGAGCGACUGUCUGAACUGCGCCAAGAGCUUCAGGACAAUGAAGCGAGUUGUGAGGGGCUCCGCAGGGAGGCCUUGGAGGCCCGCAGGGCACUGGACGAUGAGGCUCAAGAGAAGGACGUGCUGCAGCACUCCAACACCAAGCUGCGGGCCACCAUCCACAGGGCUGAGCAAGAGAAGGCCAGUUUAAAGCGGUCCAAGGAGGAGCAGGAGCAAAAGCUGCUGGUGCUUCAGGAGGCCCAAGCAGCAGCUCAGAAGGACACCUGCGAGCUAAGGACCAGGCUGCAAGAGUUGGAACAGGCACAGGCGGAUACCCGCCGGAAACUCCAGGAGCGCCACAGACAGACAAGGACACUGGAAGCUGAGAACCUGAGGAAGAGGAAGGAGGUGAACGAGCUGCGGGCCCAAGUCUCUCAGGAUGCACAGCAGCGACGGAAGAACCUGCAGGAGGCACUGGAGCUGCAGAGGCAGGUAGCUGAGGCCCAGGCUGCCCGUGACGGUGCCCAGAAUGAGGUUCUAGGGCUACAGCAGAAGUUGGCCGAAGUCGAGGCAGCAGGGGAGGCCCGAGCAAAGCAGCUGGAGGGACAUCUCUGUGAGAGCCAGAGGGCUGAGCAGACCCUGCGGGCUGAGCUGCGCAAACUCACCAGGAGGCUACGACAGGCCAGCAGCCAGGCGGACAGCCUCCAGGGCAGCCUGGACAAUGCCUGUAGCCGGGUCCACAUCCUGGAGCAGGAGCUGGCCCAGGCUGAGGGUGCCAGGCACAAUGCAGAGGCCCAGCUGGGCCGACUGUGCUCCACACUCCGCAGUGGCCUAGGGCUCUGGAGCCAAAGCCGCGUGGCCUCUCCAGAGAGGUCCCAUUCUCCCACAACAGGCAGGAUAUCUAUGUGUCUGUUGCUACCCACAUUCCCCGGGCUCUCGCCUCCUGCAGGCAGCUCCCAGACUCGCCCUGGACGGCAAAGGGACAGUCCCCCUACUAGAUCCUACUCUCCAUCCCGAUGGCCCUCACCUGUACCUGGAGACCCCGACUCACAGAUAAUAGAUGUGGCCUCUGUCAGGGAUGCCCUGAGGGACUUGGUGCAAAAGCUUCAAGAAGCCCAGCAGGAGCGGGACAACUCUUGCAUCCAGGUGGCCAGUUUGAGCAGCCGCUUGAGAGAGGCAGAGAGCGAGCUCAUCCACCUACAGAGCCGUGUGGAGCAGCUACAGAGGGACCUAGCAGAUGCAGCGGAAGGCCAACGCAGGGCAGAGAGUGCACUGCAUGGCGCCCAGGCAACUCAGGUCCUGCAGAAGGAGGCACUCCAGAGGCUGGAAGCAGAGCAUCUGGCAAGGACACGAGCUGCAAGCCAGGAGAGGCGGAGGAUGCAGGAGCAAGUAGACACCCUGCGCCAGGCCCUGGAAGAGAGCAGCAGGCACAGUCAGAGCCUUACAGAGAUGGGGAGGCAGCUGGAGCCCUUGAAGCAGCUUCUCUCCACCCAGGUGCUCCUGCAGAGUCGCAGGGAACGGGAAGCUGCAACGACCCAGCGGGCAGAGAGGCGAGCCCUACGGGAGCAAACCACUUCCCUGCGCACCGAACGGGCCCGCCUACAGGGGGAGCUCGCGGCGCUGCGCACGCGCCUCAUACAGGCAGAGCAGGAGACCCUGAGGAAGGAGGAGGACACAGCAAUGCUGGGAGCUAAGAAGGAGCUACUGCUCCAGUCUCUGAGCAGCCUACAGCAGGAAGUAGACGGGGCCCUGCGGCAGAGCCAGCAGCUGCAGGUGGCUAGCCUGAAGAAGCAACUGCAUGAGGCAGGAUGGCGGCAACAGCAGCAGUCCCACAGUGACUAGACAUUCUGGGCUAAGCAAUGGCCUCCACUGCAGUUCCUUCGCUACCUGCCUGUGGCCUGCAGCAACCAGCCGGAACAGCAGGCUCUGGGGGUGACGUUAGAGCCCUGUGCUACUGGGGAAACUGGUGCUAUGCCCACUUGGGGCGGGGGGCAAGCUCAACAAGCAUUGGUGUGUCGUGAGAAGAUGCACAUAUAGGCAGCUACCAACCAAAGCAUGCUAUUCCUUCAGCUCCUCCUCAGACUGCAGAAGUCCUGCCUGUGGGGAACACAUAGGUUGGGCUGGACCACGUUGUUGGUCACUGCUCUUUAAUAUUCCUUCCUGCUGCAAGGAGCAGGCGCAUUGACCACCUCUCAGCCCAUACCAGCCCGGGGAUCCAUUCCCACAUUGGCCCUGCUACUGGGCCAAGCACUGGUAACUGGGCCCUGUCAGACCAGCUCCCUCACCACGGGCUGCAUUCCAUGCCCUCAGAUCUGUAAACACAGGGAAACACAUGGAAAACAUUUCCACCGGCAAGAGCCAAAAACACAGUGUCCUGCGAGGCCAGCGGCCACACCCCAUAUCCAGAGACCACAGACUCUUCCACAUCCAGGAACUGCAGUCCCGGUGCCGUGGCAGGUGGCUGGAAAUGGCUCAGCUACAAGUCCGUGACUCGCUGGCCGUGGGAGAUAAGAAGCUGUUCCAGCAUCUCCCAUUUCCACACAAAAAGUGCUGGCAAGUACCAGUAGGGAAUCCUGCUCUGGUGCAAAGGAGACACCGAGGCCAUCCCAUCGUUUUACCGGAACCUGCUCCUGCCUCAGCUGAUGGCAUCUGUAAACCUCUCUCCUAUUCGGUAGUGGUCAGAAUGGCUUCUCUUCCCCAGGCUCUUUGGCAUUGUAAAUGGUAUUUCCAGUACCCCUAGAUGAUCGGUGAGCCUGGUAAAUGCUUGCCUACACCACAGGGUGCAGGUUGCCCCACGGCUUGUGCUUCUGCCCGAACCUCCCAAAGCAUCUUUGAGGAUGCUGGCAUGGGGCAGGAAAGGCCAGAGGCUCCUGGAGCCCAUCCAGUCGCAGUCAUGUAGCUGUGGCCGAGGUGUGUGACAGCCUGUCAUUGACUCCAAGACCGCCAGACUUAAAACCAGCCAUCCUGUCAGACCUUUGGCUGAACUUAGGAACCAGACCCUGCGCAGCCGAGGUGGGAAGACAGGCUGGUUCACUGAAGACGGUGUGAAGAAAGAUCCUGAGGCUCUGAAAGGAAGAGCACAGGGACCCCUUGGCAAUGGCUUCCCUGGACAAAGGUGGCCUGCUCUAUGCCCACCUACAGUUUCCAGGCACCAGCCAACACUGAGCCUGGCAUAGGAGAGUGGAUGGCCUGACCCAUCCAGAACUGAGGAAGUGGGGCUUUCUACUUGGGCCUCACCUUCCUCCUUCCCUUGGCUGCAGUUCCCUUGGAAUAGUAUUGACCUCCCUGCUCAAGGUCCCAAGAGUGGCCCAGAAGCUGGCGACUGGCACAGGAGGCCAGGGAGCUCCUCCAUUGCUCAUUCAAGGAGCCCACAUGCAGUGUUCAUGCCUCUUCCUGUCCUCGCAGGGCUCACUGGUGUCCUGGGGACAUCGGUGGAACUGAAGCUGCCAGCUGAGGAGGUAUCCCGUAGAUGUACCUGGAAGCUGAGGACACGCUUUAGCGGUGAGGGGCCUGGGUACUUCUCAGCACCAAAGUGAAAGACGCUGUGGUCCAGCCAAGGUGCUCCCUGGUGAUCUGGGGCCUUUACACGGGCUGCUCGGAAGAACAUUGAGUACAAUGAGGGCUUCUGAGAAUGCUGCACUUUGAGUAUUUGAAUCGCUGCGGGGAAUAUUGCUGUUACUUAUUCAACAUAAAAGAAUGUAUUUGGGGAAAAGGGAUUUUUCUAAAGAAUAUAUUGCAUUUCUCUAAACAUUUUCGAAGGCGUGUGCACAUUCGUAUGUGUCAGAGUCUGGUGACUCCUGCCCUGGGCAGAGGGCUGGUGCUUGUGAAAGGCCUUCCCAGCCACGCUCUGAGACCAGUGUGUGGGGGUGAGGAAGCUGCAUCUGGGCCAGGAUCAGAUAGGUCAGGAUCAGAUCUGUUGGUCAAACCCAGGACCCCACAGCUCACUCAUUUGGGCCUUGCCCAGUGGAGCUGAAGGCACAGGAACGCAGACUAAAGAGGACAGAAUGGGAUCCCUC
Molecule: messenger RNA, 7911 nt
Organism: Alexandromys fortis (reed vole)
Lineage: Eukaryota; Metazoa; Chordata; Mammalia; Rodentia; Cricetidae
Gene: Crocc2
Product: ciliary rootlet coiled-coil, rootletin family member 2
Exons: 34
Coding region: 728-5737 (1669 amino acids)
Source: RefSeq, a predicted model, not a curated record